AUGAAGUUGAUUAUUUUGCUGUUAAAUCUUCACAUCUAUGUUGUUUUCUCGUCAAAUGAAUACUUUGGAAACACGAGCAAACAUCUGUUCUAUUUCGUUCAAGUCACGGAUAUUCAUAUCACACAUUUCGGACAUGAAGAUCGAAUGAAGCAAUUCGAAGAUUUCUGUAAUCAAAUUAUCAAAACAUUGAUCAAACCAGAAGUGACAGUUGUUUCAGGUGAUCUUGUGAACAAUGUUGGCGGCUUAAAAUACAAACAUGAUCGAUUAUUUGGAACGGGACAAUACGAACAAGAAUGGAAUAUUUAUCGAAAUAUUCUCGAUCGAACCAAUGUUACACAGUAUACGAAAUGGCUUGAUAUCAAAGGAAAUCAUGAUACGUUUAUGGAUUCAAAUCCUGAUUCACCAAAAAGUUUCUUUCGUGUAUAUUCUCAUCAAGGACAUUUGCAUAGUGGGUCAUAUGAAUAUACAUUGACAACAAAAGAUAAUGACAGCUAUUCUUUUAUUGGAAUUGACUUUUGUCCAAAACCAGGUGUCGGUCGACCAUUUAAUUUCUUUGGAUCAAUCAGUGAUAAAGAAAUGCAGAAUUUAGUCAGAUUAUCUGAACAAACGAAAAACUCGACAUCAACAAUCUUGUUUGGUCAUUAUCCUCUGUCUUAUACUUAUUCAUAUGGUCUUCAACGACUGAUGAGUCACGCACUUGUUUAUCUCAAUGGUCAUCUUCAUUCUGGGAUAAAACAAUUGUAUGCUCGACAUUCUACUGGAUUACUGGAAUUAGAGUUAGGUGAUUGGAAACGAAAUCGAAGGUUCCGUUUGAUAACGAUCGAUUCGGGAAUUCUAUCGUUCGGAGAUUUCCGAUUCAAUGACCCAAUCUAUGCAGUCAUAUCAAAUCCAAAAUCAGCCAGGUUCAAAACAUCUCGAGAACCAUUGAUUCGCCCACGUGAAAAUACUCAUAUUAGAAUUGUUAUAUUUGCCUAUUUACCGAUUGUCGAUGUCCAAAUAUCCAUUGAUGGACAAUCAAUGGGCUCGGCGAGACAAGCAAUUGAUCAUUCGAAUUUGUUUGUAUUGCCUUGGAAUGCAAGUGUCUAUCACGAUGAUAAUCUUCAUGUAAUAUCCGUACAAAUUCGAGAUCAAGAAAAUAAUUCAAUUACCAUUACUCACGAGUUUUCUUUAUCGUUAUCAACAAUCACUUCAUGGAAUAAAUCGAAAAUUUUCCUUACAGUUCAUCAACCGACUUUCGGUCUUUGUUUUCUAACACUAUCAUUAUUUAUUUACAUUGCCCUGUUAUUGCUCUUUCGACAUCAGGCCAAACGUAUAUCUAAUCAUUUUGAUGGACGAUGUUUGUUAUGGAAUCGAUUUCGUUUGCGAAUGACAUUGCUUUGUUCAGUCGAUCUCAUCUAUUUCUCACUUCUCGCUUUCGCCAUUUAUCAUUUUAUCGGUCCUUGGUAUAUCGGAUAUUUAACACAAGAUCACAUAGGUGCUGUGUUUCUAUGGGGAAUUCUAAUUCAGAGAACUUAUUUACCUCCCGAUAUUCAAGUACUCAGCGGAAAUUUUCAAUUAUAUUUCAUCGUGUUUCCAUAUACACAUUGUUUAAGUUCGUUAUGUUAUUAUCGUUAUAAACAGCUUCAGUCAAGUACAAAUCUAAUCAAAUUUUAUUUUAGUCGUUGUGGCCGGAUCUUUACUAUUUAUAUUUUAUUUGUCUAUGCCAUAGGUUUUCUCAUGUUUUGGUCAUUUGUGAUGACAGCGUCGUAUAGAUUUGGUUGGAUUUUAUCACCAUUCGGUCUGAUAUUAAUUGCUUUUGCAAUUUUUCUUUAUCUCCAUGCUCAUCGAUUGAAAUGCGGAGACUUUAAAUUGUUAACUUCACAAAGCUCGACGGAAAUCAUGAAUUCACAUAAUUCCAAAGUGCAAACGCAGAUCGGUGAACAACAAUCGGUUUUAAAAUCCCGAUAA
This is a messenger RNA of Adineta ricciae, 1947 nucleotides long. Lineage: Eukaryota; Metazoa; Rotifera; Eurotatoria; Adinetida; Adinetidae. The record is from the annotation of a GenBank genome assembly.